UACUCCUCUCCCUGCAUUGUAUAUAUAAUAAUAUAUGUGUAUAUAUAUAGUAUGAUAUAAUCUCCAUAAAAGAUCUGAAUUGAAAGCUUCCUUUGGACUACCAACUUUCUUCCUCCCAUGAAUAAACCUUAACAGAAAAUAUUCCUUCUUUAGUACUUGUUUAUAUCUUGUCCUUCCAGAAUCUAUCUUCAAGCUUUCUUCUUCAUUCCCAGCACCAAAUAAAAAGAAAAAAAAAAAAACCCAGUUCGUGGAGUACGAGGAAUGGGUUUAAGAGACAUCGGAGCCACGUUGCCGCCGGGGUUUAGGUUUUAUCCCUCCGACGAGGAACUGGUCUGCCAUUACCUGUACAAGAAAAUCGCUAAUGAAGAAGUUCUCAAGGGCACUUUGGUGGAAAUUGACCUUCAUACUUGUGAGCCAUGGCAGCUCCCUGAGGUGGCGAAGCUGAACUCGAGCGAGUGGUAUUUCUUCAGCUUCCGGGACCGGAAAUACGCGACGGGGUUCCGGACGAACAGGGCGACGACGUCAGGGUACUGGAAGGCGACGGGGAAAGAUCGGACGGUGAUGGAUCCCAGGAGCCAGGCGAUCGUGGGGAUGAGGAAAACGCUGGUUUUCUACAGGAACAGAGCGCCUAACGGCGUUAAAACGGGAUGGAUCAUGCAUGAAUUUCGUCUCGAAAACCCCCAUAUUCCUCCCAAGGAAGAUUGGGUUCUAUGUAGAGUCUUUCACAAGUCCAAGGGAGAAACCAGCGAGAACAACCUUAACACCAUGUACGACAAUAGCAUCAUCAUACCGCCGCCGGCCACCUCCCCGACUAGCCUGGCCGCCUCUCCUCCUAACAUGGACGCCGUUUCCUUGCCGGCGUCAGCCGCCGCCUAUCGUCCCAUCGCGGUGGCCUGUCAGAACCAAAGCGCCACCACUGCGGCGGCGGCGAAUUUCUUCAACGUGUCCUUGUCGUCGUCCGUGCCGGAGCACCACGGCUUUCUCCGGUCGCACGAAAUGCCGCAUUCCAAGUGCGAGACUGACCAGUACGGCUUCCUGUUCGACAUGAACUUCGAAGAACCGAAUUUCCAGGACGGCGGCGUCCAUUCGAGCCUCGAUGACAUGCGAUUCGACGAUGAAAACGGCAUGGUUUUCAUUUGAUCUGAUCAUUACACGCAGCCUAUACAUACAUACAGACAGACAUAUAUGGAUUUGUGUUUAUAUUGAUAUAUUUAUAUGGUAUAUAUAUGUGUAUAUGUAGAUGGACUUGAAUUUAGAGUGUUAAAAAAAAAGUCACGGCAUCCAUUUUUUGAAUGGUACAUGCAUGUUGUAAUGUUUGGCUGUGAGAUAAGGAUGUUGUUUGAUUAUUGGAUGUUAUGAUUCUUAAUUUACUAGCUAGGGCUAGCUAGGUUUAUUCA
Molecule: messenger RNA, 1397 nt
Organism: Ipomoea nil (Japanese morning glory)
Lineage: Eukaryota; Viridiplantae; Streptophyta; Magnoliopsida; Solanales; Convolvulaceae
Product: NAC domain-containing protein 21/22-like
Exons: 3
Coding region: 262-1140 (292 amino acids)
Biological process (GO): regulation of DNA-templated transcription
Molecular function (GO): DNA binding
Source: RefSeq, a predicted model, not a curated record